Molecule: messenger RNA, 2473 nt
Organism: Sorghum bicolor (sorghum)
Lineage: Eukaryota; Viridiplantae; Streptophyta; Magnoliopsida; Poales; Poaceae
Product: peptidoglycan DL-endopeptidase CwlO
Exons: 2
Coding region: 528-2111 (527 amino acids)
Source: RefSeq, a predicted model, not a curated record
GUCCGCAACCUUCAACCACCACUGGACCGUCUGAUGCAUAAUCGAACGGUUCCCGGUUCAUCAGAACAUAUUUACAAGUGCAGUUGUCGGUAGUCAGUACUGAGCAGCCACUUCUCACCUGCAGUCAAAAAUCCUCUUUUGCAGUAAGUCUGCAAGUGCAAGUCAAUGCCACAUUGUCAUCUUGUUGGUUAAAUUGAUAGAUUGAUUCCGUGGCUCAACAUUUUAAAAACAAAAUAGGCUACUAUUUCAAGAUCAUGUGCAUUGGCAUAUGAAUAGCAUGGAGAGUCACCUCAAAGGCUCAGCUGUAGCCUCUCCUUACCAGUGACCUCCAAGCACAAGAAGCAGCUCUGCAAAGCCCUGCCAGUCCCAAACCCAAGAAAGCCAAGAAAGAAGCUCUAGCUCCACCCCCAGCUCAUUCACAUUUCUGCAGCAAACAAGGCCAAGAUCCUGCAAGCAGCAAGCAGAGGAAUUGAAGGAGUAUCAUACAGUUAACAAGAGUAAGUGCACCCUUCACAGAGGUAGGAGAGAUGGAUGGGAGCAAGUACAGAUCAAAGGGCUAUGCAAUGGCCAAUGCCGGCAGGAAGCUCCCCUACGUUUUCCUGCUGCUGGUGGCCCUUGCAGCCGGCGUGCUGAGCAUCGUUGUCCUGCAGAAGGUGAGGGAGCAGCGCGUCUUUGCUGGGCGUCUCCAGGAACGUGACCGGCAGCUUGUCUCCGUUCGGAUCCUUCUCCAGAAAGAGAAGGCAAUUAACAAAGAGAUGAAGAGGAAGGUGGAAGAAAUGAAAGCAACAACAUCUUCACUUAGAACUCAGAAGAUAGACCAGAAAACCAAACUCAAGGGACUGGAAACCACAGUUGCAAAUCUUAAGAAGACUCAAAAAGAUCUGGAAGCAGCUCUCGCAGAAAAAGAUAACCGCAUCAAUCAAAUGGAAGAGGCAGCCACAAAUCUCAAGAAGGCUAGAAAACAACUGGAGGCAACUCUCACGGAGAAAGACAGACACAUCAAACACAUGGAAGAGAAGACCAAAAUUGCUACCAACACUCAAAAAGAGUUGGAAGCAGCUCUCUCGGAGAAAAACAGCCGCAUCAGACAAAUGGAAGAGAAAGCCACAGGUUCAAACGCUGACCAGAUGGCAGCUCUGAUGGAAAUCCUGCAACGGAAGGAGGCCGAACUCGAAGAGAUCAAGACCAGGUUCCAAGAUUUCAAGAAACCAGAAAGAGCUGAGGUGAAUAGCAAGAGCACUCCUAUGCAGAUGAACAAUACAAGCACAACACCAAACGCCGUGCUAGUAACAAAGGCUACGAACUCAAGCAGUGUGGCUCUUCCCAUCAAAUCUGAUGAAAAGAGAUCUGCCAAUUCCACAGCAGUAGGAAAUGCCAAACCUGAAGAAAAGAGAUCUGCCAAUUCCACAGCAGUAGGAAAUGCCAAACCUGAAGAAAAGAGAUCUGCCAAUUCCACAGCAGUAGGAAAUGCCAAACCUGAAGAAAAGAGAUCUGCCAAUUCCACAGCAGUAGGAAUUGCCAAACCUGAAGAAAAGAGAUCUGCCAAUACCACAGUAGCAGAAAGUAAGCGCACAAUACAGAGAUCUUUGGAAGAAAAGCCGGUGAAGUCCACAACUAGUAUGGAAGAUGAUGGCAUACAAGGAAACUUAAAUGAUUUUGAUGACGAUAUAGAUUUUGAUGAUAUUUAUGGAGAAAGUCAUUCAAAAAAAUCUGGAUCUCCUCGGAGGAACAAAAUGGAUGGCAUUGGACAGUCUGAGAACUCCCUAGAUCAGGACAGUGAUAGGGUCCGAUAUAAUAGACUGCUGGAGAAGGAACACAAAACCAAGAAGAACAACGCUCAGGGUACCUUGGAGAAGAUCUCCAAAGAUAACUCAAUUGGUGCCAGCCAUACUGAAUCCAAAAAGGCAGUGGAAGGGAUGACCGGUGCUGCUGGUGUGAAGCCUAACAUUAAGAUAGCAGUAAACAGCGAUGAGGCAAAGCAGCAAAACAGCAAGCAGAAAAGGAAAAGGUCUAAGUCCAAAAACAAGAAGAUGGCCGAUAUUGCAGUUGCUAAUGUUGGUGGUGCAUUCGCUAAACAAAGGACACCGGAUGGCACAUCUGUCUCAAAGUAAGUUUUCAGACUUACAAAAGGUUGAAAAGAGAACCUCUUGGAUUGUUGGAUAAUGGAUAAGAAGAGCAAUUCUUUGGUAUGCUCAGACACAAUGGACAGAAUGAAGGCAGAAUUUCAUUGCAUACGGAAAAUGAAGGCGGGUAGUAGCUGAGAAGAUAAAGGCGUCGACUUUAGGUUAUAGCAGCAGAUGACUUCAUUUCUACAAUACUAUGAUUUGUUUUAUUCUAUAAAGCAAUUUUGAAUUUAGCUGUUCACAAUUUUUUGCAACAGUGUUCUAUUUUCUCUUCUCUUCUCAACAUUGUAAACUCAUGCUGAACACUACAGUAAUGUGAAAUGCAACAGUGAGUCCUGCAAGCAAGUAUA